Salvelinus fontinalis (brook trout) is the source of this 1574-nucleotide messenger RNA. RefSeq lists its product as uncharacterized. The record is from RefSeq and is a predicted model, not a curated record. The transcript has 4 exons. Bases 592 to 1359 code for a protein of 255 amino acids. NCBI's taxonomy places the organism in Eukaryota, Metazoa, Chordata, Actinopteri, Salmoniformes, Salmonidae.
GAUAUGCUGUGAGAGUCUUAUCGUUUCAGCCUGUGAGGCAUCUGGACUAAAUGACUUGGAGGUUUGCCUAUUGGCAAUCUCUGCGACUCACUUCAAUUCUGUGUUAGUAUGUUGAAUUGUACGAGCCAGAAAAUUAAUUCCAAGUCUUUUUAAACAACUUAGCAUGAGGCAUUGGAACACUCAACAGGGAAACCUGUCACCAAACAAGCUUUGUCUUGUUUCCCUAUCUUACUACUGUAUGCUGCUCAAAUCACAUGUACAGAUAAUCGUUUCACCGCACCAGACUAUCUAGCAUGUAAUGGAAUUUGAAGAGCAUCUUUAUUUAGAUCUGCAGUUGGGGGAGAUUAACAGAAAAACUGCCCAUCUCUCCACUUCUCCUUACUGGGGCGGAAGACAAGGAAGGAAGCAGGGGAGUCAAACAGACAGAUAGGUGUGGCGACAGUGUGAAAGGAUACAGAGAGACUUACGGUUCGGGUUUAUGUUUCUUUUUGCAGAAGAUGGAGAGGAGAUGGAUGCUGGAGAGUGAGGGAGGGAGCCCUGUGUAGGCUGGACUGGGCCACAGCACCUGAGCUGGGAGGACUGGGAGAAGAGAUGGUAGAGGGCAGCUCCACAGACUGGAGGAGUGCAAACUGGCCUCAAACAGUGCGUACUGGGUGCCAGCCGGUUCUGGCGCCUUGGCAUCAGAGUCAGACCGAGGCUCCUGCGGUGGACGACUGGUUCAGGCACGCAGAGGAGACAUGGAAAGCUGUCCGUGUUCAUCUUCAGCGGGCCAUGCUGCGCCUAAAAGAGAACGCAGACCGUCAUCACAGUGGGGCCCCGGUGUUCGCACCGGAGGACCGGGUCUGGCUCUUGCCCCGAAACCUGCCCCUCCGGAAGCUGGGUCCGCAGUUUGUGGGGCCAUUUACAGUCCUGAGGCCGGUGGUGGCUGGCCCGCUCCAGGAGUCUGAGGUUUGGGAUGUUCCUCCGCCCCCUCUGGACAUCGAUGGGGCCCCGGCGUACUCCGUUCGCUCCAUAUUGGAUUUGAGGUGUCGGGCGAGGGGCCUUCAGUAUCUCGUGGAAUGGGAGGGGUACGGUCCGGAGGAAAGGUGCUGGGUUCCAGUCGAGGACGUGUUGGACCCUUCAAUGCUGCAGGAGUUCCACCGUCUUCGUCCGGAUCGCCCUGCGCCUCGCCCUCCGGGUCGUCCCCGAGGCCGGUGUCGGCGUCAGCCGAAGUUGGUUCCUCUCCUUGUUCGGGCGGCGUUCGGCGGUCGGCGUCACCGGUUUCUAUCCCUCAUUGAUCCACUUUUCAUUUUCCAUUUGUUUUGUCUUGUCUUCCCACACACCUGGUUUCAAUUCCAUCAUUACAUGCUGUGUAUUUAACCCUCUGUUCCCCCCAUGUCCUUGACCGGAAUUGUUUAUUGUAAGUGCUUGUGCACGUUAUGUCUGGUGUGCGACGGGUUUUGUACCCAUUGUAUUUGAUUGUUUUGUUUACGGUGAUUUUUAUUAUUAAACUGCGCUGUUGUAACACAGUUUUUGCUCUCCUGCGCCUGGCUUCUCUGCCGCCAGUAUGCACCUCUUACAGGUGAAUACAUAUG